Onthophagus taurus is the source of this 930-nucleotide messenger RNA. RefSeq lists its product as uncharacterized. The record is from RefSeq and is a predicted model, not a curated record. Lineage: Eukaryota; Metazoa; Arthropoda; Insecta; Coleoptera; Scarabaeidae.
AUGGUAUUUCCAUCAAAAGAAGACGUAAAUUCCUCAGUUUCAUCUUUGGACAGUGAUUUUAACGUUAAUGAAAGACGAAUUUUGGAUCUUGGAAAGCAAUUGCUUAAACACCGAUUUUUCAUAGGUACGUUACAUGAAAAGUACCGUGUCGAAAAAAUUAACGCCUAUAGAGAUGUUAUAUCAAUUGACGAUAACGAACGUCAUUUAAUUGAACAAUUACGUGAUUAUUUGGCACACAUAAUAAGAUUUUAUUCACAAGAAAAUUGGUGGGUAGGGAUUACAGCUCCAGGAAAAAAUAGUUUACCUAAUGCUUAUUGUUUAUGGGUUGACUUACCAUCUGGUAAUGUGUUAGGGAGAUAUUGGUUCAAAAUUCGCAGUGUAAGAUUUCAAAAAAACGGAGAGUUAAUUGUUGUGGUUAAAAUCGAAAGAAAAAUCGAAGAAUGUUUAUCAACACCGUCCCCAAAACCGUUAUUUAAGACAAUUCAAGCUGAAAACGAGAAUUUCUUUGUUACAUUUGAAAAAGGGACAGAAAUAAUUGGAAAUUCGUUUCGUAAUUUUUUUGCAAAUGUAGCAACUCCAAAAAAUAUAAAAGAAGCUGCCCUUUUUUUGGGUUUACUAGUGGUCGCUUGCGUAACAGGUUUAUUUGAGGUGAUGAAAUUUUUGAGCGAAUUCUUAAUCAAAUUUAUGUACGCCUGGUCACAUUUUGUAAAAGCCAGUCUUCCAAUUUUGCAAAUAAUACUUAAUUUUAUGGAAAAUAUUUUUAAGGUACUUUGCACGUUAAUCGCUCAUAUGUUUAAACCGCAACAUCAACAACAACCUCAACUACAGGUUGAUCCACGAUAUUCAGCUUAUAGACCUGUACGACCACGAUAUAUUACAUAUAAUCGUCCUUCAUCCAGAUCAGGAGUUACGAUAACUGAGCUUAAUUGA